This is a messenger RNA of Diaporthe citri, 303 nucleotides long. RefSeq lists its product as uncharacterized. The coding region runs from base 1 to 303 and encodes 100 amino acids. The transcript has a single exon. NCBI's taxonomy places the organism in Eukaryota, Fungi, Ascomycota, Sordariomycetes, Diaporthales, Diaporthaceae. The record is from RefSeq and is a predicted model, not a curated record.
AUGCCUGUGGAUUCGACCGUCAUGAUCAUGGUUAAACGGCCAGUAGCAGGAGGCAUGCCUGCAUUCAAGCUCAUCAGUCAAGACCCGGCUAGGCAUUUUGCCUACAACCAACCAACUGGUCACGGCCUUUCAGUCAGAAGCAAGCAACGCAAGCACAUCCCACUAGAGGUCGUUGACGCCAGUCGCAAGUGUCUGGUCGCCAGGACAGCCAUCGCCCAGGCCGUGUCUGUUCGUCAGGAGAAGGCUCAGGGGAAGGCAUUUGCUAAGGAGUGCCAAGGAGAAGAAGAAAGCAUAGGCGGGUGA